UGCAAGCUGAACUGAUGACUCACUGAUCAACUCCUACUGUGUCAAGCGUGUGGACUCCAGUAACUGAAGAACAGCAUCUUCUGUAAAUGAAGCAAGCAGCGGUGAACUGAGUCUGGAGCUCGAGUCGAGGUACUGGACCCCCUGCUGAGCUGGAUCUCCCUGUCUUCAUCAUCUGACCGGCAUGAUCCUGAGCGUGGCGCUGAUCUGGGCUGUGCUGGUGGGAUUCUGCUGCCUGCUGUGGCUCGCCGUGGGGACGCGACACAGGAAACCCGAUGAGCCCGCGGUGGAAAACGGCCUCAUCCCCUACCUGGGCUGCGCUUUGCAGUUCGGCGCCAACCCCCUCCAGUUCCUCCGCAGCCGACAGAAGAAGUACGGCCACAUUUUCACCUGCAAGAUUGCGGGCCAGUACAUCCACUUCCUGUGUGACCCCUUCUCCUACCACUCAGUGAUCAGACAGGGGAGACACCUGGACUGGAGGAAGUUCCACUUUGCUACAUCUGUUAAGGCAUUCGGCCACGACAGCUUCGACCCCCGUCAUGGCCACACCACGGAGAACCUCCACCAAACCUUUCUGAAAACCCUACAGGGCGAGGCUCUGCCCUCCCUGAUAGAAACCAUGAUGGGCCACCUGCAGGACGUGAUGCUGCGGUCAGACACGCUGAGUCCGAGCAAGGAGCAGUGGCAGGUGGACGGCAUCUUUGCCUUCUGCUACAAGGUGAUGUUCGAAUCUGGCUACCUGACGCUGUUCGGUAAAGACUUUGGGGACGAUAAGUGUCAGGCCCGGCAGGCGGCCCAGAAGGCCCUGGUGCUCAGCGCCUUGGAGAAUUUCAAAGAGUUCGACAAGAUCUUCCCGGCGUUGGUCGCCGGGCUGCCGAUCCACGUCUUCCUGAGCGCCUACAGCGCCAGAGAGAAUCUAGCUAAGACCAUGCACGCUGAGAACCUUUCCAAGAGGGAGAACGUGUCCGAUCUGAUCUCCAUGAGGAUGAUCCUGAACGAUUCGCUGUCUACCUUCAAUGACGUGAGCAAGGCCAGGACCCACGUGGCUCUGCUCUGGGCGUCACAGGCCAACACCCUCCCCGCCACCUUCUGGAGCCUCUUCUAUAUGAUCAGGAGUCCUGACGCUAUGAAAGCAGCUCGCGAGGAAGUGCAACAAGUUCUGCAGGACUCGGGUCAGGUGGUCGACCCACGCAACCCUCAGCUAAAUCUGACCAGGGAGCAGCUGGACAAACUGUGUGUUCUGGACAGCAUCAUCAAAGAAGCCAUGCGUCUCUCCAGUGCCUCCAUGAAUGUACGCGUUGCUAAGGAGGAUUUCCUCCUUCACCUUGACAACCAGGAGUCCUAUCGCAUAAGAAAAGAUGACGUCAUUGCUUUGUAUCCACCAAUUCUGCACUACGAUCCAGACAUUUAUGAGGAUCCCUAUGAGUACAGGUUCGACCGUUUCCUGGACGACAACAGGCGGGAGAAGACGAUCUUCCACCGCAACGGGCGGCGGCUGCGUUACUUCUACAUGCCCUUUGGCUCUGGCGUCACAAAAUGCCCCGGCCGUUUUUUUGCGGUGUAUGAAAUCAAACAAUUCCUCACUCUGGUACUGUCGUACUUUGACAUGGACCUACUGGAGCCUGCUGUCAAAGCCCCGCCUCUGGACCAGUCCCGUGCUGGACUCGGGAUCCUCCAGCCGACCUAUGAUGUCGACUUUAGGUACAAACUGAAAGCGACGCUCUAAACUGGGGCAGAUUAAUAAAGUACAUGCUAAUGAAGAUGCCAUGGUGUAAAUAGAACAGAAUAGUGCAGUUCACUGCUAGUAAUAUAUAUUAACACCUGCACGUGGAGUCCGGUGGAGUCCUGAACCAGGUAGUGUUGGACCAGACGCUCUCUGCCUCUGCUGGAGCACAUCCUAGGAUGGAACAGGCCACAGCCAAACCUUCAGGGCUAAACACGCUGAUAAAACAGCGGCUCCCUGUAACAUUCUGCAAACACAGAGUUAGGCCCAAAACACAGAGCAGGGCUGAACACGCAAAACGUGACUACGCUCGAAAUCACGACAGCUGCGGGAAUCUCACACAUCUCCUCCUCCGCUCCCCCUUCAAGCAUCAAGGACGACUCUGAUGACAGUGGCGUUUUAGCGUGGUGCUAAACGAUAAGUUGUAGGUUGUUCAAAUAUGUAUUUUUAUAAUGACAAAUACAGGACUAGCUGUGAAGCUAGGCGGUGGAACAGCAGGAUUAGUGUAACAGAGUGAUGUUCAACUCCAGUGUUUGGUUACGGUCAAACAAAAUCCGAGUCAGGCUGCGAUUCCAUUUUUCUGAUUGCACUAUUGUUGUACAGAAACAGUUUUAAAGACAAAGAUCAAAAUAGAAGGAAGAAAAUGAAGUGUUUUCACCCAAAAGAAUUAUGCAAAUAUGUCUCAUUGUAAAUAUGCACAGCUGUUUUACUCGUAUUCUCCUAGGUGCAAGGUGCAAACUAAGGGUUUGUGUGUGUGAGGGACACAUGUACAACCUGAUAAUAAAUCCAUACAUUUG
Betta splendens (Siamese fighting fish) is the source of this 2517-nucleotide messenger RNA. It is a transcript of the gene cyp7a1, whose product is annotated as cytochrome P450 7A1. The transcript has 8 exons. Gene Ontology annotation, biological process: bile acid biosynthetic process; cholesterol homeostasis. The record is from RefSeq and is a predicted model, not a curated record. Lineage: Eukaryota; Metazoa; Chordata; Actinopteri; Anabantiformes; Osphronemidae. The coding region runs from base 182 to 1723 and encodes 513 amino acids. Gene Ontology annotation, molecular function: iron ion binding; oxidoreductase activity, acting on paired donors, with incorporation or reduction of molecular oxygen; steroid hydroxylase activity.